AUGGCCGAGGGAGCAGCCACCCUGACGCGUCGCACGGCUGCGCCUCUGAAUUUGGCGCCCUGCCGCGGCAGCAAACUUCCCGGAUCAGCGCCGACAGUCUCUUACAGGCUCUCCACUACAGUACUAUAUAAUCCUCCAACCAUCAAAACGGGCGCUCUGCCAUCGCAGACAUCCGCCACCCUGGACGACAACAAUGCCCUCCCCGAUUUCUACGCCGUCCUCACCGUCUCGCCCUCCGCCUCCGACGCUGCCAUAAAGCACGCCUACCACCACGCCCUUCUCCAGCACCACCCCGACAAGCGUCGCCCGCACACAUCUCUCCUCCACAUCGACAUCGGCCUCCUCAAACAGGCAUACCAGACCCUCGCUUCGCCCGCGUCCCGCGCCGCAUAUGACGCUGCUCGACAACAACAAACAGCUGCACAGCAGGCAGGUCCCCGUCCCGCACAGGUGGUCUCGCUCGAGGACUGGGUCGAGGCCGAGGGCGACGACGGGCACACUCGGUGGAUAUAUGCGUGCAGAUGCGGAGGCCAGUACCUUAUUACCGUCGCAGACAUGGAGGCCGGCCAGCACCUCGUCGGCUGUAACAGUUGCUCGGAGGUCGUAUGGGCAGGAUACGAGCUUGCGGAGGACGAGGACAGCAGUGAUGUUUAG
Postia placenta MAD-698-R-SB12 is the source of this 654-nucleotide messenger RNA. RefSeq lists its product as hypothetical. Gene Ontology annotation, biological process: positive regulation of ATP-dependent activity. Bases 1 to 654 code for a protein of 217 amino acids. The transcript is spliced from 2 exons. Gene Ontology annotation, molecular function: ATPase activator activity; ferrous iron binding. The record is from RefSeq and is a predicted model, not a curated record. NCBI's taxonomy places the organism in Eukaryota, Fungi, Basidiomycota, Agaricomycetes, Polyporales, Adustoporiaceae.